Anneissia japonica is the source of this 4369-nucleotide messenger RNA. Its product is annotated as S phase cyclin A-associated protein in the endoplasmic reticulum-like. Lineage: Eukaryota; Metazoa; Echinodermata; Crinoidea; Comatulida; Comatulidae. Bases 89 to 4369 code for a protein of 1426 amino acids. The transcript has 27 exons. The record is from RefSeq and is a predicted model, not a curated record.
UAUAUAUAUGGCUGCCAGCGUAGGUAUUUGAUUUGAUCCCGGGAAACGACCUGUUCAUUCAGGUUAUCCUUAAAAUUAAUUUGGAAAUAUGAGUGAAAAUAGAAGACGAAGGGUUAGCUCAGGUUCGAAACAACGUGGUAAUGGGAGUGAUCCGACUGGAACAUCGAGAAAUUCUCAUACAAAGAGUGCAUAUCAGCGGUCUACAAGCUAUGACAAGGUACGUCGCCUGGUGAAAGAAGAAGGGCGCAAUGCACGUAAUCUCGUCCAGUGGAGCGUGCCGGUGGAGGAUAGUGACGAUAGCGAUACUGCAGCCAAGACAGCUCCACGUAGGAAGCUGAAGGCCAGAACAUCAAUCCUCAAGGCAAGAAAAAGCCCUCGGGACAGCUCCACCGAGGAGAAACGUAGCUCAAGUACAGAGGGACGCAGCCUAGAGAAAACAGAAAAGAAAACUAAGAAAAUUGACCUUCGUGCCCGCUACUGGGCAUUUCUGUUUGAUAACCUACAGAGGGCUGUAGAUGAAGUAUACCACACAUGUGAAGUAGAUGAGAGUAUUGUGGAAUGUAAGGAAGUUAUAAUGAUACUGAAGAGUGCUACAAGAGAUUUUGAAGCCCUGAUCAAGCGGAUUAAUGUACAGACAGCCUUCGAGAAUGCAGAUAAAGAUAAAAAGCCUACCUCUUUGGUGUGGGAGGUACGCAAGAUGUCAUCUUCACCAGCAAAGCAUCGUGCACCAAGUUGGCCUGGCGAUGCUCGCACACCUCCUCGUAGACAGCGGCCUACCUCACUUGCUUGGGAGGUACGGAAGACAUCACCUGGCAAGGCCCUUGGCACCAGCCCAACUCCUGAUAGCUACCGUAGUACCCCAAGUCCUGUCAACAGAAUUCUCAGCUUCAACAACCAGGGAAAAUCAGGUAGCCCAGUACCAUUUGUUGAAACUGGUUCAAGUUGGGCUGAUAAAGUAAAAGGCCGUACAACCAAACCGGUACCUAAAGCAGCACUACAGCCUAAACUCCCGCAACAGGCUGAGGUUGAAACUAAAACAAAGAAUGCUGUGUUAGAGGAAAUCAAUGAAGAUGAUACUGAAGGCUGGGAAACUGUGCAACGAGGCAAGCAAGGAAAACAGAACAAAUCCCGCAACUCCUCCUCUUCCAACUCGCCUGCCAAUCAUGGUAAACAAAUACACAGCAAUGCAACUCCAAAAGUCACACAAGAGAAAAUACCAGUUGUUAUUACGGAUGUAGAAAAAAACAACACAGAAGUUAGAGAGAGUCGUACUGACAGUGAGAAAGAAAAUCAUCCGGUAGAGUCUUCUAACAUCCAGAAGAAGGAAGUUGACAUCAGAGAGCAAGACCCUGCCAUUCUUGAAGUCACCAGUACUACAGAAGUUAAAACUGAAAUUGAGGAAAAUGAGAAGGAAACAGAGCUAGUUCCAAAUUUAGAUGAGGCAGUAAUUGCAGCAUUAAACGAAGAAGAGACACUCACCAGCGAACUGGAGAAGUAUCAAGAAGAGGCGUUGGCAUCAGCAAUUGCAGAGGAAGAGAACCUGACAAAAGAACUUGAAGAAGAGGAGAAUAAGGAGAUCGAAGUUGUGGAGACAGAUGAAGGUGACAGUGAUCUUGGGAACACCAUGAGCUCCCUAGAAUCCUCUCAGCGUACCAUGGACUGGAAUGAUCUAUGCGCAGAGUUCGAAGAGAAGAGGAGUCAGCAGGGCAUGUCAUGGGGUGACAUGGUUGACCUUGAUGAUAACCUGGAAGCUAGACCGCCUGGACAUGCUCUACUUAUGCAUGAGAAACUCUCAUCACCCUCAAGAAAAAAGACACGAGCGGAGAGUCGGAAGAUUCAUGAAGAAAGACAAGCACAGGCGAAGAAGAAACGAGAGAUUUUGCUUGAAGAGAAGGGCCAGAAACUGCGUAGUCUUCAUGAGCGGAUUGCUGAGGUACAAGAAUGGAAGGAAGUCCUGAUUCAACAACGCAAGAAAGAGAUGGAUGAAAAGUUGAAGAGAGCAGAGGAAAAACGUCAAGUACAACUCCAAGCCAUUGUAAAGAAAGCUAGAACCGAAGAUAUAAAGGCAAAUGAAAUUGCAUUUAUAAAUUCUUUAGAAGCUCAAAACAAAAAGAUUGACAUACUCUCCAGACAUCAGGGCAUCGAGGCCCGACUCCAGGACCUCAUUGAUGAACGCCAGCGGAAGACGGAGGAAAAACAAGCUAAAGAAGAGGCUGCACACGAGAGGCGGAGACAGCUUGAGGAGGAACGACAAGCCAGGUUAGAGGCUAUGCAAAAACAGAGGAAGAUUCAGGAAGAGAAGAUAUACCAGAUUAGAGAUGCAAGAGACAGGGCAAGAGAAGCUGCUGCCAAAGAGAAAGCAAGGGACAGAGUUCAGAGGCUGUCUGCCCUCACUGCUGCUCAGCUAGCCAAGGAAGAGGAAAUACAAAAGAAAAUACAACAAAAGCAAGAUGGGAGCACUCGUCGCCACACUGAACAUCUUGAACAAAAACGUGAAAAAGCAGUUGAAUUGAGCAUGCUUAGACAUUACCGAACGACAGAUCUUGCUCCGCAGCAGAAGCCGUAUGAUAAGAAGAAAGUCUGUACCCUGUGCAAUAUGCCAAUUCCUUCAGAAGUUUAUCUGUUGAGUCACUUGAAGGGAAGAAAACAUGCACUGGCAUUCAAUGAAAAGCAUGCAGAUCUACAGCUAUCUGAAGAAGACCGGGAGAGUUAUUCACUUAAAUACAUUGUACAAGCACCUUCAGACGAGCCUGAUGCUAAGCAGAUUGCAGAGAAGGAACGUCAGAAGGGAUUGAGGAAACGGGCAAGGAAGCUUCGUCAGCGUAUGAGUUCAAGAGGAAAGGAGUACGAGACCAACUUGCCCACCAAGUCACAAGCUGGUGGCUCUUCUGAAUGCCGUGCUAAUGAUGCUGAUGGCGAUCAUGGUGGUGGUGAUGAUCAUGAGGAUGAUGAUGUUGAUUGUGAUAAUAGUGGUGAUAAGGAUGAUGUUGAUGGUGCUGUCUCUUAUACACAUCUAGAUGUGAAUAAGAGACAGCAACAAAAGCAAGAUGGGAGCACUCGUCGCCACACUGAACAUCUUGAACAAAAACGUGAAAAAGCAGUUGAAUUGAGCAUGCUUAGACAUUACCGAACGACAGAUCUUGCUCCGCAGCAGAAGCCGACUUUAUGCAAUGCAACCAAUGUACUGAAAUUAGCAAUCAAAGGAUGUUAUGAGAAUUGUCAGUACUGUCUCUAUAGCAACAAAUUAGGACCACUAAUUGACAGUCUAAUGCACCAAUUGAUAAGCAUCAUACCAGAUGAUGAGGUUUCACCACUUAACACCAGUGGCAGUUCCGACAAUUGGAAGCCUCCCUCUGAUCCUGUAGCAAGCCACCUCAUGCAGGUGCUAUCCACAGUAUUUUUGUGCCUGUCCAAAAAUGGACCAACUGCUACAAGUUCCUCAACAAGUGAGAAACGUGGUGAAGCUCAGAAGAAAAAAGCAGACACUUUCCAACAAUGGGGCCAAGAUGUUAUCAGUUACUUUGUGUGUAGCGGUGUUGUUGAUAAGCUAACUACAUAUUUUAAUGGUAUUCGAGGCACCAUUGACGAAGAAGAGAAGAGUGCUGAUUUCCUUCAGCAUGGGCUCGCUCUACUUGCUGCAGUUACCAAAUUUGUCACCGUCACAUCGUCAAAGUCGAAUGAUGUAUUCGCUAGCAAACAUGAAGACUCUACUCAGCUAAUUGUUACAUUCCAAGCCACUGGACUUGGAGGUAUUGUGUCCUUGCUGUAUGGAGUUCUUCUUCAUGGUGGUUCACCCUCACGUGGGGAUGCAGUCAUCCCACCUGAACUACCUGAGCACACCUUGAGUGUUGUGAAUGCCGGUAUACGCAUGCUGAGUAACAUUGCACUGUUAGAUCUUACUAUACUACAGAGUGCCUUAGGAGAGGAAGGAAUCUCAUUGGAAUUUCGACAUAUUGCAACAUAUUUAAUCUGGUAUUGUAGUCACUAUCAGAACUACAGUGAUCUCCUUCAUGAAGUUAUGCUAAUCGUUGGGUAUUUUACAGUCUUCCAUCAUGAGAACCAGAUCAUUGUUCAGUCCGGCAAGACGCCCACCCUACUGCAACAGUUAUGCGCGCUGCCAUUCCAGUAUUUCAGUGACCCGCGCCUCAUGGCCAUUUUAUUUCCUACUCUAAUUGCUUGUUGUCACAACAACCAAGAGAACAAGAUAAUUCUGGAGCAGGAGAUGAGUUGUAUGCUGUUGGCAACUUUCAUCGAGGAGAAGCUAAGAGACAAAGAGAAGGCCAAACUUUUACCAACAGCAGCCAAAGCAAAAGGUAAAAAAAACUUACCCUUAUUCUUAGUGUUCCCUUUUAUUGCUUUCACCUUUUAA